Molecule: messenger RNA, 1823 nt
Organism: Andrographis paniculata
Lineage: Eukaryota; Viridiplantae; Streptophyta; Magnoliopsida; Lamiales; Acanthaceae
Exons: 14
Coding region: 263-1660 (465 amino acids)
Source: RefSeq, a predicted model, not a curated record
GGCGCCCGCCCACCCGCCGUAGCAAAUCAUCAUCAUCAGCGUCAUCUCUGGCCUAGGUUUUUCCAUUUUAGCCCAAUUUGGCAAUCCCCAUUCAAAUUGCUGUCCAAAUCGAUAAAAUUCGAAGCAGAUUUAAUCCUUGCCAUGUAAAAUCUGUCUCUCUGAAAUAUCUGCGAGCAGAUACCGACGUCGUUGGGAUUUUUUUGGCAGAAGGGUACCAGUGUCUCAGUUUCUGGCACUGUUUGCGCAUACAGCGGGCGGCGAAAUGAGCUGGAGAAGAUUGGGCAAGUCGCUGCAAGCCGUGGCGGCGCACUCUUCGCUUUUUCUCUUCACGCUUUUGCUUGUUCUCAAGCUCGAUCACACCGCCUCCUAUUCAUGGUGGAAUGUUUUUUUCCCACUGUUCCUAUUUAAUGCAAUUGUCGCCCGCGGAAGAUUCUCACUACCUGCCCCAUCAGUUCCUCAUGAUCGCAAUUGGGCUCCAUGCCAUGCUGUAGUUGCUAUGCCAUUGCUUGUCGCCUUCGAACUGCUGCUUUGUAUAUAUCUCGAGAGUCUAUAUGCUUAUGGUUCUGCUGCUGUAAGUCUGAAAGUUGUGUUCCUUCCAUUGGUGGCCUUUGAAGUCAUUAUUCUUAUUGACAAUUUUAGAAUGUGCAGGGCAUUGUUACCGGGUGAUGAUGAAAGUAUGACUGAUGAGGCAAUAUGGGAGACUCUUCCUCAUUUCUGGGUUGCCAUAUCAAUGGUUUUCUUCCUUGCUGCUACAGUGUUCACUGCCCUGAAGCUUUGUGGUGAUGUUUAUGGUCUUAGCUGGUGGGACUUGUUCAUAAAUUAUGGAAUUGCUGAGUGCUUUACAUUUCUUGUCUGCACCAAAUGGUCCAACCCAAUAAUUCAUGGAGAUUCUCAAGCUAGAGAAGAAGGCUCCUCUUCCAGUAUUAGAUACCUGGACUGGAACAAUGGUUUAGUGGUAUCCUCCGAGGAACAAUCACAAGACAGAAUGUGCAGCCUACAAGAUUUUGGUGGCCACAUCAUGAAAAUCCCUAUUAUUGUUUUCCAAAUCCUUCUUUGUAUGAGGCUUGAGGGAACCCCGUCAAGUGCUCAGAAUAUUCCUCUUCCGGUUAUCUUCUCUCCAAUUUUUAUAUUGCAAGGAAUUGGGGUCGUGCUUGCUAUAACCAGAUCAGUAGAGAAAACUUUCCUUUUUCUGCGAAGUGAAGCUGGUAGAGGAUUAUAUUUUGUAUACUCAGCAAGAGUUUAUGAUUGCUUUGGUUUCCUUCAUCAUGGCUCCAGAUUUCUUGGAUGGUGGUCCAUUGAUGAAACAAGCAGAGAAGAACAGGCUCGACUGUUCCAAGUUGGGGCUUCAGGAUAUGACACAUUCUCGGGUUAUCCUCCAGAAAUAGUGAAGAAAAUGCCAAAGAAGGAUCUUGCUGAGGAGGUUUGGAGACUUCAAGCAGCACUUGGUGAGCAAGCUGAAAUCACAAAAUUCAGCCAGCAGGAGUAUGAGAGGCUUCAACAGGAAAAAAUUCUGUGUAGAGUCUGCUUCGAGGGUGAGAUUUGCACGGUACUUCUUCCUUGCAGACACCGCAUUCUUUGCAGCUCAUGCUCCGAUAAAUGUAAGAAAUGCCCGAUAUGCCGCGUUGCCAUCGAGGAACGACUACCUGUGUAUGAUGUAUAGAAAAGGUCCCAACUCUCAUUAUACAAACCUGUUUUUGUUCUGUUUUCUUUUUUAUGUUUUUGUUGUUGUUUCCUGAAGAAUGGAAGCCUCAGAUAUAUAUAUAUAUAUAUAUAUAUAUAGGUUUGGACACACUAAUUGGUAUAUGGAUUGCUUGUGUUGUUUA